This is a messenger RNA of Octopus bimaculoides (California two-spot octopus), 3616 nucleotides long. RefSeq lists its product as uncharacterized. The record is from RefSeq and is a predicted model, not a curated record. Gene Ontology annotation, molecular function: ATP binding; protein serine/threonine kinase activity. Gene Ontology annotation, biological process: protein phosphorylation. NCBI's taxonomy places the organism in Eukaryota, Metazoa, Mollusca, Cephalopoda, Octopoda, Octopodidae.
UUUAUCUUUAUAUCACUGUCUUACAGAUCUGUCUUUAUAUCACACUCUCUUACUUCUGGCUAUACAUCAGUGAAUCAAUCACUUUUUGAAUCUGUGGAUGAGUUUGUGGGAAAUAAGUUUGGCACCAUGAUUCUACGGCUAAACAAAGUGAUGACGGAGCAGUUCCCUCAAAUUGCUACAAAAGUGAACUCUCUACAACCAGAUGAUCUACCUGACAAGCUGAAAUCUGCUGUCACUGAUGACGGAAACCGUGAUCUGAAGAUAAUGCAGGUGUCAUUAGAUCUUCUCUCAGAGAAUAUCAAAAAAUAUUUUGAUAAUGCCUUACAACAACUUUGGCCCUUUAUGCCACCAAUCAUUGUACCAGACAUGAUGUUUGAAAAGAACCCCUUCAUCCCCAAAUUGUGCCAAGCAGACCUUUUGUUGACUGCUUUGAAUUAUGCCAUCGAAUGCAGUGAGUUUCGCUAUGCUUCUGCCCUUGCAUUCGUGGUUGAUCGAUUCAUGUACUGGUACGGUGGUUCUGAGGUGUUGUUGAAGAUUAUUGAUCACAUAUUGGUACUGAGUCCCUCAACAGUCAUUGCUCCACAGUUAACCAUCCGGCGUGCCCGUAUCAUGAAGGAUAAUGGUAAUCUCCAUGGUGCCAUAGAAGUCCUUGAUGGCCUUAUUGAUUCGAAAGCUGCCAAUGAAGAUGGCCAGUGGCACUACAGAACUGAGUUUCAGUAUAUAAAUGUUUAUGCAGUCUGUGUGCAGAUCAAAGGACAGAUUUAUAAAAACUUAGGUUUGUGGAAAGAAGCUGUUCCUCUCUUGUUGAAAUCAGUUGAAGAAUUUGAGAAACUCCCUGAUAAGGAUCUGAAAGGCAUAUCAUACUCUUAUGGCUUACUCUCUCAUUGUUUGUGUAAACUCAGCCAUAAGGAGUAUUUGGAACUUCAGAACAUUUAUGUAUUUCAGAGAGACCAUCCUUGCUAUGAGGCAUUUGAGUAUGGCAUGAAGGCAGCUGAAUUAUCACCAAAACAGAGUUUGUUUUUUGCAAGACAUUGUCUCCAGUCAAGUGAAAGUCUAUUGAUGUAUGCAGUUCAGGUAACUGAUUUGACUCAGCGGAAGAAAAUAUUGGCUGAUGUUAUUGUGUAUCUGCAAAAAGUUAUUUUUGAAAACAACAUUGCAGAGAUUUCAAAGAGUAAGGAGCAAUUGUUCAUCUUUAUAAAAGGAAUUUAUGUGAUGGCUCUUGUCCUUGGCUGCUCCAAUACAUCUGCAGAUCAAUAUUUUGGUGAUUAUUUGGAGAAGGCUUGCCUCUACUUAUACAGGAAAUAUUCUCUAUUAGGAAUCGAUGGAUUGGAAAGUAAAAGAGGUGGAGACAUUUUCAAAGAGAUGCUACCAGCAAUUAAGAUUCUCUUUAUUACUCUUAAAGAACCAACCAUAGAAAGACAAGCAUAUUUCAUUACUAGUUUUGAUUCUAUGAAAACUUCUAAAAUAGAAGAAAUGGAGGACAAUAUACAUAAUGGUUGUAGUUUGAAUAAAGAAUAUGAGAAAACCAGGAAGGAACGAGAAGAGAAUUACAAACAGUCUUCGUAUGAAAGCAAGCUUAUUGCCACUUUACAAAAUGAGGAUAGAAAUUCAAAAGAAGCUAAACAAAGAGUUUCUCCUGUUGAUAUUUCAGAGGACUCUGGGAUAGUUUUAAGUGAAGAGAGGGUAAACAAGUGUAUGGUAGACACUAAUGUAGUAACUGAGGUGAGACAGGACAGCUGUAGGAUAGACUGUGAUACAGUAACUAAAGAAAGAUGUCCUGAAUGUAUGGCAGACCCUAAUGCAGUAACUAAAGAAAGAGAUCCUGAAUGUAUGGCAGACCCUAAUGCAGUAACUAAAGAAAGAGAUCCUGAAUGUAUGGCAGACCCUAAUGCAGUAACUAAAGAAAGAGGUCCUGAAUGUAUGGCAGACCCUAAUGCAGUAACUAAAGAAAGAGAUCCUGAAUGUAUGGCAGACCCUAAUGCAGUAACUAAAGAAAGAGAUCCUGAAUGUAUGGCAGACCCUAAUGCAGUAACUAAAGAAAGAGGUCCUGAAUGUAUGGCAGACCCUAAUGCAGUAACUAAAGAUAGGGAUGACAGAUGUGGGGUAGACUGUGAUGCAAUAACUAAAGGGAGAAGUAAUGAAUGUAUGGUAGACAGUAAUGCAGUAAUUCACAAAACAAAAGACAAAUGUACAAAAGACAGCAAUGUUUCUCAUGCAAAUAAAAAACAGAAUCGUAGAAAUGUUGGUUUGCAUUCAGAUCUGUCUGUGAAAGAUUUAUCCAACAUGUGUUUAGUUAAAGUUAACUAUUCAGUAGAGGAAGAAGAUGAUGGAGUAAAUGUUGAGGAUAAGAUUAAUGAUGGUGAUGGGCCUGCUAGAGAAGAGAAAUAUCAGGGGUCUGUGAUUAACAGGAAUGCUGAGAGAACAUUACGUCAUGCUAGACAAAAACAAUAUGAAGAGAGGAAAACGACGAGACAGAAACAACUGGUAUGUAUGCAAAUAUAUUCUUCUGAAAGAGUACACAUUACAUGUACGAGAAUUUACUUAUUUAUUUAAAGCCGAUGAUUCACUCUGUUCAUCAUCAUCAUCAUCAUCAUCAUCAUCGUUUAACGUCCGCUUUCCAUGCUAGCAUGGGUUGGACGAUUUGGCUGAGGACUGGUGAACCAGAUGGCUACACCAGGCUCCAAUCUGAUUUGGCAGAGUUUCUACAGCUGGAUGUCCUUCCUAACACCAACCACUCCGAGAGUGUCAGGCAGUACUGGCAACGGCUAUGCUCAAAAUGGUGUAUUUUACGUGCCACCUGCACAGGAGCCAGUCCAGCGGCACUGGCAACGAUCUCACUCGAAUGACUUUUCACGUGCCAGUAAGGUGACACUGGUAACAAUCAUGCUCGAAUGGUGCUCUUAGCACACCACUGGUACAGGUGCCAUCAAGAUUUCGCUUUCACUUGCCCCAACAGGUCUUCGCAAGCCGAGUUUAGUGUCCAAUGAAGGAGACGUUGGCAUGGCGGUCAGAAUUUCCCAAUUUAUGCAUUUCACCUGGUAGCACCCCCGCCACAUGUAUGUAUGUAUAAUAAUAAUAACAAUAAUAAUAAUCCAUGAAUGGAAUUUAUAAAUAUUUUAAUGCAUUUUUACGCACGUUUCCACAAAUUAUGUAGCGAUGCAUUAAGAUAUUUAUAAAUUCCAUCCAUGGAUUAUUAUUAUUAUUAUUAUUAUUAUUAAGGUGACGAGCUGGCAGAAUCAUUAGUGCACUGGACAAAAUACUUAGUGGUAUUUCGUUCGUCACUAUGUUCUGAGUUCAAAUUCCACCGAGGUCAACUUUAUCUUUCAUCCUUUAGGGGUCGGUAAAAUAAGUACCUGUUGAAAACUGGGGUUGAUGUAAUCAACUCAUUCUCUCCCCCGAAAUUGCUCCCCUUGUGGCAAAAUUUGAAACCGUUACUAUUAUCAUUAUUAUUAUUAUUAUUAUUAUUAUUAUUAUUAUUAUUAUUAUUAUUACUACUACUACAACUACCACUACUAUAUAUAUCCUACAUUAUAUCAGUGCAACCCCAAAAAACUGUUAUUCAUCAUCAUCAUCAUCAUUUAACGUCUGCCUUCCAUGCUAGCAUGGGUUGGACGCU